Messenger RNA from Lates calcarifer (barramundi perch), 2357 nucleotides. RefSeq names its product retbindin (gene rtbdn). Gene Ontology annotation, molecular function: riboflavin binding; signaling receptor activity; riboflavin transmembrane transporter activity. Gene Ontology annotation, cellular component: external side of plasma membrane. The record is from RefSeq and is a predicted model, not a curated record. Lineage: Eukaryota; Metazoa; Chordata; Actinopteri; Centropomidae.
GGAGGGGUGAGCUGCCUGGUGGAAAGGACUGAAAUGUCCUUCAUAUAAACCGGUGACAAAGUGGCGAGCAGCGGCCCCCGGGCAGCAGAGAUCACAGCCAGCACAGAGAGAGGCAGAGACAAGAGAGAGAGAAAAACAGAGAGAGAGGAAGAGAGGGAGAGAGAGAGAGAGAGAGAGAGAGAGAGAGAGAGGAGGAGGAGGAGACCGGAGCUCCGAGCACCGCGCACAGCCGCUGGAUCCACAGCAACACACCGGGGAGACGCAGAGAAAACACUCACCAACAGAAAAACUAUUCGGAGCAUCUUUUUCCCCGCCGACAGACCUGUUCGUGGCUGUAGAGAUGGGUGUCACCUUUCGCCCUCUGCUAUUGGUUUGCGCAUAUUUGGCGGCUGCGCUGAUUGGUGGAGCCCGCUCGGAGGGGAUGUGUCUUCAGGAUGGCAAGCACAAAGCCACGCCCAGCCCGGAGCCACACCUGAAGGACUGCGCGCUUUAUGCGGACAAUAGCUGCUGCACAGAGGAUGACAUCCAGGACAUCUCCCAUGUUCCCGCUGCCAACAAUAAGAAUGAACCCUGGGACAAAUGUGGGCCUCUGAGCUCUGAGUGCGAAGGUUUCCUGAAGCGUGUGUCAUGUUUUUACCGCUGCUCCCCCGAUGCUGCGCGCUGGCCUCACCCCCAUCGCCGCUCGUACAUCCAGGCUGUGCCGCUCUGCCAUAGCUUCUGUCGUGAUUGGUUUGAUGCCUGCAGGAUGGAUUUGACAUGUGCUCGUAACUGGGCCAGAGACCCCAGGGGACAGAACUGCACUGGAACCUGUGUUCAGUACCAGCAGAUGUACCAGCACGGCAGGGAUCUCUGCGAGAGCCUGUGGGGCGACGCUUUCAUGACAGUGGAGGAUGAGCCAGAGGAUGUGGGCGAGGCUGGAGAGAUUGGAGUGGAGGGCGAUGGCAGUGCCCCUGGCUGCCUGACCCUCAGCCCGUCCGACAAGGACGUGAUCGCAGCCCUCAGGGCCCAACAAGACGACCCGGAGGAGCUGGAUACCACCAAGACGGGCCUACCUCAGUACCGGGCCCCGUGCCAGACCAAGCUGCCACUGCAGGCCAGGAGCGGCAGGAAGGGGAACUCCGUGCUGCGUAAACGCUCAGUCAUGGUGGAUGACGGGGAGGGGAGUGGCAGCGGCUUGUAGAGAGGAGUGAUAGAUGACAAUAAAUUUAGAAUUAAUUGUCUAGAUCCUAACAUACAAAAUCUAUCUCUUGAAAUGGAGUUGUAACCUUGCUCCUCUAAGUAACCUUACCACACAAACCUAAGCUCUCAUUAUCAUUAUCAUCACAUUUCAGAUAUAAUCUCUAUGGUUUUAAAUAGUACUAUAUCUGGCAUAAGAGAGACUGACAAGCUUGUAACACUUACUGAUCAAUUAUUUGAUAGACCAACCUAAACAGCUGGGAUUUAAAAAACAAUUGAAGAUGCCACAACUGAAUGAAUAUUGUAUUGAGUAUUUAAAGGCGAAAUUCUCAGUUCUGCAAGGGCUCUGACUUCAGUGAUUAGACUGCCUUUCCCAAUAUGGUUGAUAAUAUCACACAAUGGUUGCACAAAUGUUUUAUUGCCAGCUAACAAGGAUUUUUUCACCAGGUCUUUAUCAAAGUCGGGUAUCUUAUUUGCUUUGUAUGGCUCAGUAAAACACAUCACUCUACAUAUGAGGUGUGUGAAGUCUUGAACAUGAGAAAUGUAAAGUGCUACAGAUGAAGCGUCUCUGCAUGAAUCAAACAUGUUGUCAUUAACCAGAGGACUGUUGAUGACAGUGCUGUAAACAUAAUGUACCUGCACCAGAACUUCACUACCCUGCUAUUCUUUUCAAUCAUCUAGGUGACUUUAAUCUGUGCAUUAGUCAGUUGUUAAAUGCAGAUCUUACUGUUGUGAUGCUGUACUGUGCAGUCUACAUGUCAUGAGGUAUAUGAUAGUGGAGAGAGUCAUGAUAAUAAUGAAUGUAACUUAGGCUUUCUAACAGAGACUGACCUGAAAGCAUAGGAUCUGGUAUUGUAAUGACAGUGGAGAGGUAUGCUUACCUGAGGGAGGGUUUAAUAUUCAGAAACAAAAUCUGCUCGCCAGAGUAAAUCCGCAGAGGCAGUAUUCUUACCAGAUAGGUUUGUUCUGGUAGUUUGAUCACGUAUCAUCAAUGUACUGUGGAUGUUUCUUUUAUAAUCAUGUCAUGUAUUUCUAGCGUGAGGCACUGUUAGAUGUAAAUGUUUUGUAAAAAAAAAAAAAUGGAGGAAACUGAUUUGUCUGAUUUAUGGUAAGCUCGCUGAAAGUGGGUGUUUCUGUGCUUUUCUUUACAUUCUCAAUAAAGACAACAUUUCUAAAUGUCA